AUGAUCCAUUAUGCGAUCAGGCCUAUCGAGUUAAUCGAAACCAAAACAAACAGUUUAUACAAAAUAAGUUACAAAAAACUAGCUGGCACUCGGUAAGGGAUUAACCCUAAAAAUUAAUCCCGCAUAAAGAGCAAUACUUUCCAGUUUUCUGUGAAGUAAUUAACACCAAUUUUGUCAUAGGAAAGUCAGUAUACUUGGUGUAAGAGUAUGGCGACUCAGGAAGAUAAAAAUGCAUAAAAAACAUCGCACCAUCUUAUAUUAUCCGGAAACUGCUAGUGGAAAACGAUGAGUAAGUGAACCUGUACAGAACUGCCCAAACAUAUAUGACUGAUCAUCUAACUACUGCCCCAUCUUUUGAACCAAAUGGGUGUGGAGAAGCAUGAAAUGAUAUGCCGGAUUAUUACUUCAAAGCGAAAUGUGAGUUAAGACUGACCGUGGCCAACGUUUAAUUUAUUCCUGAUCCCUACAUACGAAGUUAAGCAAAAAUCCCUGGAUGAGGACUCCAAAAAAUAGGCUGUUUAAUUUAGAUGACGUGCAAACCAAAUCGCUGUCGGUACUGUUUUGCGAUGCCUCCCAUUAACUGCAUUCUACAAAGUCGGAUUCGUAUUCCUAUGUAUGGAGUUAGCAGUAUGGCCUUUCGGCAUACAAAAACAAGGUCUCAGCUCCAUAUAUUCAUCAAUGAGGAGUUAAUAUACGGGUGAUGAAAGGUUCUACGAGGACAGUAAUUAAUCUCUCACAAACAAGACUUUGAACAUGUCAUGCGGGCACGCUUAAUUCUCUUUAUAAUCACAACACGUGUUUUAUGCAUCAAAAACAAUGUUAUUUAGUGUAAAACUAGAAAAUUAGCACAUGUACUCAAGAUACUAACCACUUCUAAUACCUGGUAGUACCUGAAUAGCAGAACGCGAGUUGGAAUUGGACAAGUGCACAAGAGACGUAACUUGCACACAAAUACACUGCAAUUAUACAUUUAAAUGCUAUACCAUACGGUAAAACGUUGUCCAGCAUCCCCCAUCCUGUUCAAUUUCACAAUUGAUUGGAUUUCGCGGCACGCCCUAACCGAGCACCACGGCGUCCAACUUUCGCCCGAUAUUCACAUAACCGACCUCGAAUUCGCCGACGACGUCGUGCUGUUAGCUGAAAACUUCCCCGAUAUGCAACAGGCGCUCGACCAGAUAUAUCACCUCGCGCCUACCAUCGAUUUGAAAAUUAACACUUCCAAAACAAAAAUGUUUUCGAACACAUCCACCAGCAAUGAUGAAAUCUUAUCCCUAAAUGGAGCACCUAUUGAAAUUGUGCCAUCCUUCAGAUAUCUGGGAUCCAUAAUGCUCCCCAACGGCCAAGCGAAAAACGAAGUGAAUGGGCGAAUCUCCAACGCCCGGAAUGCGUUUCUACAGCUGAGGAGCGUUCUAUGGAGCAAGAGAGAAAUCAGUCUCAGGACUAAAAUUCGGGUCUACCAAGCUUCCAUACGACCCGUUCUCCUGUAUGGCUGUGAAACCUGGCCUCUUCGCGCGGAAGAUUUACGCAGACUCGAGGUAUUAGACCAUUGGUGUCUCAGGUACAUUCUGCAUGUUCGUUGGCAGGACAAACUCUCCAACGAAGAAGUGCGUCGUCGUUGCUACAACAUCAACCAAAUUCCAGUACUGGUCCAACAACGCCGCCUUCGGUGGUUUGGUCAUGUUCUGCGCCGACCAGAUGACGAUCUGGUCAAAUCAGUUCUAAAUCCCUCGCCAUUACCAUCUUGGCGAUGUCGCAGGGGCGGACAGCUGAAGACAUGGCUUGGUACAGUCAAGGCAGAUAUGGAGUGCCUGGGGCUACAAACCGUCUACGGACUCUGUAUGUGGAACAAGAAUUGGAUAUCCCUAUCGCAAAACCUUGCAUCAGAUCGCCGCGCUUGGGCAGCGACGAUUCGAGACGUUCAUGAAGCCGACUCAUCCUCCAGUAGGAGAUAGCCGAAGUAAAGUA
Messenger RNA from Trichobilharzia regenti, 1965 nucleotides. Lineage: Eukaryota; Metazoa; Platyhelminthes; Trematoda; Strigeidida; Schistosomatidae. The record is from the annotation of a GenBank genome assembly.